This is a messenger RNA of Dryobates pubescens (Downy woodpecker), 3164 nucleotides long. RefSeq names its product PPARG coactivator 1 alpha (gene PPARGC1A). NCBI's taxonomy places the organism in Eukaryota, Metazoa, Chordata, Aves, Piciformes, Picidae. Gene Ontology annotation, molecular function: RNA binding; transcription factor binding. Gene Ontology annotation, cellular component: nucleus. The transcript is spliced from 13 exons. The record is from RefSeq and is a predicted model, not a curated record. Bases 377 to 2794 code for a protein of 805 amino acids. Gene Ontology annotation, biological process: positive regulation of transcription by RNA polymerase II.
UGGGGAUGGAGAGGGCGCCCGGUGCUGGUGAUUCAGUGCCGGGGUCUGUAGCACAGCCCGUCCCCGGCGGCGGCGGCGGAGUCAGCACACGCACGUGACGCCGGCUCCGGCUCCGGCUCCUCGGUGCCGCCACAAACACGCACACACCCCGCACACCGGCACCGCACACACGCGUUCCCCGCGCCUCCAUCCCGCCGCGCUCGCUACCGCACGCUCCUCUCGCACGCACCGCGCAAGCCGCCGCCGGGGCGAAGCUGUCGGCGGCACUCCUCGCUGGCAGCACCGGCACCAGCACCGGCAAGCGGCGAUCGCGCAAGCGGCAAGAGUUUGCGAAGGCUGCUGCGUGCCUUUUCCGAAGAGCUUUUGCGCCCAGAGGAUGGCUGGCUGCGGGCUGUCAGAAGACGCUUGCUUCUCCUCCUUCUUCUACAACUACACCUCCUCCUGGGAGACCUCCUACAACCAGUGUGCUGCUCUGGUUGGUGAAGACCAGCCUCUUUGCCCAGAUCUCCCAGAACUUGACCUCUCUGAACUAGAUGUGAACGACCUGGACGCAGACAGCUUUCUGGGGGGACUCAAGUGGUACAGCGACCAGUCGGAGAUCAUCUCCAAUCAGUACAGCAAUGAACCCGCCAAUAUUUUCGAGAAGAUAGAUGAAGAGAGUGAGGCAAACUUGCUAGCUGUUCUCACUGAAACCCUGGACAGCAUCCCUGUGGAUGAGGAUGGAUUGCCUUCGUUUGACGCACUGACAGAUGGAGAUGUGACCAACGAAAAUGCCACUAGCCCUUCCCCGAUGCCCGACGGCACCCCUCCAACUCAGGAGGCAGAAGAGCCGUCUCUACUUAAGAAGCUCUUGCUGGCUCCAGCCAACACUCAACUAAAUUACAAUGAAUGCAGUGGUCUCAGCACACAAAACCAUGCAAACACUAAUCACAGGAUCAGAACAAGCCCUGUGGUUGUUAAGACUGAGAAUUCAUGGAGCAAUAAAGCAAAGAGCAUUUGUCAACAGCAAAAGCCUCAAAGACGUCCCUGCUCUGAACUUCUCAAGUAUCUGACUACGAAUGAUGACCCUCCUCAGACCAAACCAGCAGAGAACAGGAACAGCAGCAAAGAGAAAUGCACCUCCAAAAGGAAGCCCCAUCUGCAGUCUCAGACAAAUCAUCUGCAAGCCAAACCAACAAGUUUAUCACUUCCAUUGACGCCCGAGUCACCAAAUGAUCCCAAGGGUUCCCCAUUUGAGAACAAGACUAUUGAACAAACCUUAAGUGUGGAACUCUCUGGAACUGCAGGCCUAACUCCACCUACAACCCCUCCUCAUAAAGCCAACCAGGAUAAUCCUUUCAGGACUUCACCUAAGCCGAAGUCAUCAUGCAAGACUGUUGUACCACCUUCCAAAAAGCCCCGCUGUAGUGAGUCUUCCGGUUCUCAAGGAAAUAACCCAAUCAAGAAGGGUCCAGAACAGUCUGAGCUGUAUGCACAGCUUAGCAAGACUACAGUACUGUCCAGUGGACAUGAGGAGAGAAAGACAAAACGGCCCAGUUUGCGGCUGUUUGGUGACCAUGACUACUGUCAAUCUGUGAAUUCAAAAUCGGAAAUACACGUUAAAAUAUCCCAGGAACUUCAGGACUCCAGACAACCAGAAUCUUCACCUGGGUGGCAGUGUCAGAUUUGUUCUUCUUUAGAACAAGACCAGUAUUUCAAGAAAGAGACUCUACAGACAAGUAAGCAGGGAUCCCACGGUAAUAACAGAAAACAGCUCCAAGACCAGGAAAUUCGGGCUGAACUGAACAAGCAUUUUGGUCACCCCAGCCAAGCUGUUUUUGAUGAAGAAGCAGAUCAGACCAGAGAACUAAGGGACAGUGAUUACAGUAAUGAACAGUUCUCCAAACUACCUAUGUUUAUAAAUUCAGGACUAGCAAUGGAUGGUCUCUUUGAUGACAGUGAAGAUGAAAGUGAUAAACUAUGCUACCCUUGGGAUGGGACACAAGCCUAUUCGUUAUUUGAUGUAUCGCCUUCUUGCUCUUCUUUUAACUCUCCAUGCAGAGAUUCAGUGUCUCCACCCAAAUCCUUAUUUUCUCAACGAUCCCAAAGGACACGCUCUAGAUCAAGGUCCUUUCCUCAAUGCAGGUCUUGUUCCCGUUCUCCAUAUUCCCGAUCGAGAUCAAGGUCGCCUUGUAGUAGAUCCUCUUCAAGAUCUUGUUGCUAUUAUGAGUCCAGCCACUGUAGACACCGAGCAUACAGAAGUUCUCCCUUACGUGCAAGAUCACAAUCCAGAUCACCGUGCAGUCACAGACCCAGAUAUGACAGCUAUGAGGAGUAUCAGCAUGAAAGGCUGAAGAGGGAAGAAUACCGCAAAGAGUAUGAAAAACGGGAAUCUGAAAGGGCCAAACAAAGGGAGAGACAGAGGCAGAAAGCAAUUGAAGAACGCCGUGUGAUUUAUCUGGGUAAAAUCAGACCCAACACAACCCGCACAGAACUGAGGGACCGGUUUGAAGUUUUUGGUGAAAUUGAGGAGUGCGCAGUAAAUUUGCAGGAUGAUGGAGACAGCUAUGGUUUCAUCACCUACCGCUACACUUGUGACGCCUUCGCUGCUCUUGAAAACGGAUACACUUUGCGCAGGUCGAACGAGCCUGACUUCGAGCUGUACUUCUGUGGACGCAAGCAAUUGUGCAAGUCUAACUAUGCAGAUCUAGAUUCAAACUCGGAUGAUUUUGAUCCUGCUUCCACUAAAAGCAAGUACGACUCCAUGGAUUUUGAUAGUUUACUUAAAGAGGCACAGCGGAGCCUGCGUAGGUAACAUGCAUCAGACCUGAGGAAAACAGAGGGAUGGCGAAUACCUCACGGACAUCACGUCCUUCAAUAACGGACAAUUAACAAGUCAUACUUAGGAAUUUCUUCUGCUUUACACUCUCUGUUCAAAACCAUGGUUUACAUGAACACAGCUGCUCAGCGAGUGGAGGGGCAGGAUGGCUGUCCAGUAAGCACACGCAUGUCCAUGGGUGUCAGCUUUGCUUUCGCGGGUGAUCAGUGGCGGGGGAGCCGGGAGUUCCUUGCGAGUUCGAUGCAAACCACAAGACAUGGCAGCAGUUCCACAGAGAUACACAAACAACUACAAACUGCAAAAUCUGUACAUACUGCAUUUUAACAGGAGAAAAAAAAAGAAAAAA